AAAAAAUCCAUUGAAGCCUAAUCACGCAUUCAAUUUAAAUUUUUUCCUUUAUAUUACUUCUCUCUCCUCUUUUUUCCUAUUCUUUUUUCUUUCCGUUUACUUUCUUUUCCUCUAUAUUUACUUUUAUAUUUGGGGUUUAGUUUUAUAGUAUGUCAGAAGAGGAUAAUACCAAACAAAACAGUUUGGAUAAUCAAGCAGAUAAUCUAGAUGAUACAUCAUUGAAUGUUUCCAACCAAGAAGAACAAUUGGAUACUAUAGCCCCUCCUAUGGUUGUCAUCACAGAUGAUAACAAUAACGAUCAGGAACUCGAUCAAAACGAUAUAGAAAUAAAGGAAGACGAGACAAUAGCGUCACCCUCCACCAUCGUCAGCAAUGAUAGUAAUAGCAGCAGUAGCAGUAGCAAUGAUAGUGACAAUAGUUCCCAGAAAGAUAGUCUACCUCCAUUAGACGAAACACACUUUCAGGGACCCAUCGUCGACUAUUAUAAAAAUAAAAAUAUCUUAAUGACAGGCGCAACAGGGUUCAUCGGUAAAGCCAUCUUGUGGAAGCUGAUUCAAUCUCUCAGACAACAUCUCGGUCAAGUCUAUAUUCUUAUUCGAAGUGGAAGUAAUAAGCGUAGUAAGAUUGGUAGACCAGCAGAAAGAUUAAAGAAUGAGAUAUUCAGUAACAAGGCUUUUGUAUUACUGAGACAGCAGAUAGGGAAGGCAGUAUUUGAUGAUAUAGUCAAGAACAAGAUUAUUCCUAUUGCUGGUGAUAUUAUCUCACCAGACUUGUCAAUGACUGAGGCAGACCGGGAGCAGAUUGUUCAAAAUGUCAAUAUUGUGAUACACUGUGCUGCUGCAUUAAAUUAUAAUGAAAGAUUAGAUCUUGCAUUAGAAACAAAUACCCUAGGCACAUUAAGAAUGAUGGAUUUGGCAGAUGAAUGUAAAAAUAUGGAGGCAUUCAUUCAUGCAUCCUUAGCCUAUACUGACCCAAGUUUACCCAAUGGCCAUGUUCAGGAACGCGUCUAUCCAAUGAAAGUUGGCGAUCCAGAAGAUUUGUUGACCGAAAUUGUCAAUCUUGAACUUCAAGAUAUUCCCAAAAUGACUCAGCGUAUCCUGAGCCAUUACCCAAACACAUAUACAUUCACCAAGUCACUGACAGAACAUUUGAUCAUGAAGCGAGUCGACAUAAACCGUGUAGAAGAGGCUCAAGGUGGCAAGGCUCAAUGGCCAGUCGCUAUUGUACGAGCCACCCAGGUGGGUGCUGCUGCUGAUGAACCCUUACCAGGAUGGGCUGAUGGUAUUACAGGUGCAAAUGGUCUUGUCUACUUGAUGGGUAAGGGCAUUCAAGUGCUACCGCCUGAUAUAAAUAGAAGCAUGGCCGAUAUCAUACCAGUUGAUUAUUUCGCUCGCGUCCUGAUUGCCAGUGCUGCCUUCAUGACCAAACCAGGCUACAAGUUUGUGUUGCCUUAUAACGAAGUCUUGGCAGACAACGACGACACAGACAGUAUUGUCAUACCCAACAUCCAGUAUUUCCCAUACAUCUAUCAACUAUCGGCUACCGGACUCGUGAGCCAUACGACAUGGAAAAACGCCUAUGAGGCUGUUCGCACCUACUGGUCUCGCAAUUCAAAACAAGUUCUUCCCAGCGCAGAGGACUACUUUGGAGCAGGACGAUCAUUAUUCAAAUCGAGCUUUUUCAUGAAGUACAAACUACCUCAGUCGUUGUCUUCGGCCAUCAACGGUAAAUCCGCUGAUGCCGUCAGUCGAACAAUCGAGCUGGCUUCACGUGUAGUGGAGUCGAUUCAGCCAUUCCUACGCCAUCAUUGGCUAUUUGAUCAUCAGAACGUACAGCAUCUGGAACAGGCCAUUGCAGGUGACGGUCAGUUCGACGUGUCCAAAUUUAAAGACCUUGACUGGAAUACGUAUAUGGUAAACUAUGCCUACGGUACACACGCGUAUAUUUCUCCAUCACCACCUGCUGGCUUGAGAAACAUCACGGUCGCCGACGGGUGGUCCUGUUCGCUCUAUGUCUUGCCAGAAAAGAAGCAUCCGAUCAUUGACCGACCUAUCGAGUCUGUCAUCUUUAGCGCAUCUGAUAUUGAAAAGAGAACAGAUCGUAUGCUGAACGAACUAAUUGCGUCUUUGGAGAACCCUAAUCAAGAAUUAAAAGACAAGAAGAAGAUGGAGCAAUGGGUAAAUGAUUUUGACGCAAGUUUGGAUGAUUGGUGUCACGAUGACUCUGAUCGAUUAAAGGAUACGAAGAAUAUGGGUCAUUUGGGAUACUGGCUCAAUCGUCCAGAUGAGGAGCAUGUUCGGAUUGAAGUACUAAACGAUCAAAGAGUUGGAAACUGCAUUAAACAGAUUGUCGAAACUUCGGGCGUUCCUCAAAAGACGGUGGUAGGAGAAGCACUAAAGAUUCUUCAACGCAUGCGUGAACGAACACAGCUACACUAUAUCUGGUCUGCCGGCUCCUUCCUCCAUGCGCUCUUUGGACGUCUGUUUACUAGUCUUCGUGUACGUGAAAGUGACAUCAUGAGACUACGACAAGAAUGCCAGAGCAAAAACGUCGUUUAUGUACCUGUGUCCAAAACGAUCAUUGACCAAAUCCUCGUAUGGUACAUCUGCUUGCGAUACGAGCUUCCUCUGCCUGCCAUCGUCUGUGACGAAGCACUGGCUCUGCUCGGCCCAGUCUCUGAUAUACUUCGCAUUUGUGGUGCUUACUUUGUCCGACGCGAUCUUGCGUCUCGAUCGCCUCUAAACACAGCCGUCGCAGCAGCUUAUACUGAGGUUCUCUUGAACGAGCAUGGUGCACUGUCCAUGGUCAUCGAACGCGCUCGGUCUCGCACUGGCCGACUUCAGACAGCCUAUCAUGACGGGGUGAUCAACAUGAUUAUCGAGGGUACCCUAGGCCAUCAUCAGUCCAGAAGCGAGAGUGUAAACGAACUAUUACCUUCUCCAACCGAAUCAUUUUCGACCAUCAAGAAGGACACGAUAUUUGUUCCUGUCAAUAUUACCUAUGAAAAGAUUCCAGAAUUGAGAACACUGAUUGAUCAGGUCUUGGAUCAAAAGCCCCGGACAAACAGUCUGAACGUGACAUCAACUGCUUUCUUGCGCCCAAGUUCGGCAGUAGCAGGUAGAGCAGCUACAAAAGAUAAUAUUUCAGAGCAAGGUAAAUAUGGUCGUGUCUUUGUUGGUUUUGGAAAUCCUGUCGAUAUACGAACGAGUGUUCAGGAAGCAAGCCUUUCAGAUAACAAGCGAAAAAGUGCUAUUCCUGUUAAAGAUGAAGAUGCCAUUGCUGAUUUUAUUGCCAAAAAGAUUCAGCGUGGUCAACAUGAAGCCUCCGUGGUCAGUCCUGUGACACUAGUUGCCGCAACGUUGUUGUUUGGAAGAACGACUGGGGGUAUUACGUUGGGUACAGUGUGUAAACACAUAACAUGGCUCCACAAGGAACUACUAGAAAAGAACAUUAGUGUUGAUUGGCAGCCUGAUGAAGAUGUGCAUACCAUUCUUUCCUACUCACUUCAAAUCUUGGAUGCACGAAAUAACGUGACCAUGGAUGGAAAGCGUAUUACAGAUCAAACGAUUAUCAGAGUAGUCGAGCACGCUGAUAAUGUCAUGGAUCUCUCGUAUAUGGCAAGUCAAUUGAUCGAGAUAUUUUUACCAGAAGCACUCUUUUCUGUCGUUUAUUUGUCAACCUCCAUGAAAAAGGCCACACGUAAAGAGUUGCUGGCUCAGUUUACGUUUUUAGUGCGUUUAUUUAGACAUGAGUUUAUUUAUCCAUGGAAUAGGGAAGAGAAAUUUGAUCUUUUAUUGAGUUGGUUUGUAAAAAAGAACCUGCUUGUGAAGAAUGAACAAGAGGAAUAUGAGAAAGCAGUGACUUUGGAGAAUAACGAAGGGGAGUAUACCCGUGUUUGUAUACUAGCGUCAUUUAUAUACCCUACUUUGGACGCAUACUGGAUCACAUCAUGCUCGUUAUCAGCAUUAAGAGAUUUACCGUACAUGCCUCGCAAGAUCGUGCCCGUGCUAUCCCAGUGGAUAGCAGCUCACUUGAUCACGGGUAGGAGAACAGUCUAUAGGGAGGUAUUGUCGACUGAAGCCAGUCAGAAUGCAGUCGAUAACUUUUUGGCAAUUGGCUUUAUUGACGCUGUUCAUCCCAAGACGAAACUGUCUCCUGAUGCUCAAAUCCUAUUGCUUGAACUUGGCGUAACAACAAAUGAAGAUCUCGUCAUGGUCUCGAGUAGAAAGAAUAUUGAGCUAAUAAAUGGGGAAGAAGACUGUGAAAAUAUACUGCUACAAUUAUCGGAUAUUGCAUCUCUCUGUCAUGAAAUUGAAAAGUAUCGUCUUGUUACAGACAGCAUUACCCUUCGUCACAACGCACAAGUGUUUGACAAGUGCCAGAAUCAGAUACGAUCCAUCUUACGCGCAGAACAGAGUUAUGCAUCGCAACAUGGUAUGAAACUGGAUAAAGAUGAAGAUCAAAUGAUCCAAUUGGUCUAUUCAUUAAAGGCAGCCUCUGUUACAAACGUACCUAAUGAAGAAGGAUCAGGGAAGCAUUCUAGAAGAGUGUCUCAGGCCUAUAAUUUGAAAUCAUAA
Rhizopus microsporus ATCC 52813 is the source of this 4577-nucleotide messenger RNA. RefSeq lists its product as uncharacterized. Lineage: Eukaryota; Fungi; Mucoromycota; Mucoromycetes; Mucorales; Rhizopodaceae. The transcript is spliced from 10 exons. The record is from RefSeq and is a predicted model, not a curated record. Bases 150 to 4577 code for a protein of 1475 amino acids. Gene Ontology annotation, cellular component: mitochondrial membrane.